GGAACUCUCUGAAGCUGUAGAUCGACUUUCAGGAUCCGAUGCAAAUGAACCCGGCGGUUUAUUUCUCAGCAAGAAAAAGUCGGAUUUCAAGAAACCACAAGGAUCAUUACUAGGUCUGGAUAAGUUGGCAGAGAGGAAGCGACUUGAAGGUACCGUGAAGGAGUUGAACUUUGCAAAGCGUGAUCAAGUUAACCGUGACAGGGAACGUCGUGUCGAAACACCUUCCAAUCAAGGCGGUGUCAGUAAAGAAUUUCUGGAUUCUCGAGAGCGUAGACGCGAGCGGGAACGCCAAGAAAAAGAGAAAUCUGGUCUCGUCUCGACAACUUCCCGGAAGAGCAUAAAUGCUCUUCCUGAAUCAACAGUACGCAGGGACAUUGAUCAUUCUGUUAUCACUGCGGAUCGGGAAUCACAAAGUGUGCGGCGCCGCAGAGAAGCUGAGUGGGAGGACGAAACACCGUCACAUCGCAGUGCCCGUGGGUCUGGUGAUGAUACCAACUUGAGUUUGGAUCGCUUUGCUUCUCCAUCCGAUUUGCAUGGAGCUGAAGGACGCUCCGGUAAGCAGUGGAGCUGGGAUGACUCCGGAUUCGGCAGCAGAGGGAGCACUCCGAAGGGUACUAACUUUCUAAAAUCGGACUCCAAUCGCGAACGGUAUGUUUACACGCCGCUACCUACUCCUACUUUCAAACAUAACACGUGGAUGAAAUCUCCCCAUGGUGACCGUGAACAUCAUCGUAUAGGUCGGUCAGAUCGUCCCAAGAGUGAACACCAUUCCGACCAUUCACAUAGAUCCGCAAGACCUAGCACUGGGACUACUAGGGGACACAAACACAGUCCGGAUAAUUUCGAAGAAACCGAAGAGAUGAUGGUGGAGAAUGAACGCAUUGAUCGCAACUGGUACCAAAUGGAUGACGGUUACGAUGAGGAAAAUAAUCCGUUUGCAGAUAUCCCCGAAGAAUACGCGGCUAAAAAGGAGCGUCAGCUUGCUGAACGAAAAAAACGCAAUCGACAGAAGCUGACGGCUCAGGCAGUCCAGGUUCACAAGGACAACCAAGCUUGGGAGCACAACCGAAUGUUACGUUCCGGUGUGGUCCAGCGUGUUGAUUUUGCAGAAGAUGAAGACUUUAACGAGGAAGGCGAAGCACGUGUACAUUUACUAGUGCGUAAUAUACUUCCUCCCUUCCUCGACGGUCGAAUAGUGUUCACACGACAACCUGAACCAGUUAUUCCUGUCAAGGACCCUGAUUCAGUGAUGGCAAAAGUUGCUCAGAAAGGUAGUGCAAUGGUGCGCUAUUUUCGUGAACAAAAAGAGCGCAAGCGGGCACAAAAGAAAGAAUGGCAGCUGGCUGGAACACGGAUUGGUGAAGUAAUGGGAGUGAAGGCUCCUGAAGAACCGGAGGACCGGUGGACUGAGGACUCGCAUCGUCAAACACAAACGUUCGCAGACAAAGUUGGUGACAUGAAAUCAGAGGCUGUAAGUGACUUCGCCACACAGAAGACACUCUCUGAGCAAAGACAGUAUUUGCCAGUGUUCUCUGUGCGUUCAUCUUUACUGAGAAUGAUAAAAGAACAUCAGAUAGUUGUUAUUGUCGGGGAGACUGGCAGUGGCAAAACCACACAACUGACGCAGUAUCUGCAUGAAGAUGGCUACACCACAUAUGGCAUGGUUGGAUGUACACAGCCUCGACGUGUUGCUGCUAUGUCAGUGGCACGUCGCGUUGCAGAAGAAAUGAAUACACGGCUGGGUGACGAAGUGGGUUACGCGAUUCGAUUUGAAGACUGUACUUCACCUAAAACACUGAUCAAGUACAUGACGGAUGGUAUACUUCUGCGUGAGUCUCUCCGCGAAUCCGAUCUGGAUCCCUAUUCAGCUAUCAUCAUGGAUGAAGCUCAUGAGAGGUCGCUCAACACCGACGUUUUAUUCGGGCUUCUUCGUGACGUUGUAAGCCGGCGCAAUGAUUUACGCCUAUUAAUUACAUCGGCAACCAUGGAUGCAGAGCGCUUUGCACAGUUUUUUGGAGACUGUCCCACCUUUCGAAUUCCGGGUCGCACAUUUCCUGUGGACUUGCAGUUUAGCAAAACGACCGUAAUGGAUUACGUAGAUGCUGCUGUGAAACAGGCUAUUCAAGUCCACCUUGGAUCACCGAUUGAUGGUGACAUACUAAUAUUCAUGCCUGGCCAGGAGGAUAUCGAAGUUACCUGUGAACUCAUUGCAGAACGCUUGGGAAAUCUUGAAGAGGCCCCACCACUUUCAAUACUACCCAUCUACUCACAGUUACCGAGUGAUUUACAGGCGAAGAUAUUCAUGAAAGCAGAAAACGGUGUCCGGAAAUGUGUGGUGGCCACUAAUAUCGCUGAAACCUCACUAACGGUUGAUGGAAUACGCUAUGUGAUAGACACGGGAUACUGCAAAUUGAAAGUAUUUAAUCCGAAGAUUGGUAUGGAUGCAUUGCAAGUUUUCCCCAUCAGUCAGGCUAACGCCAAUCAACGGGCUGGCCGAGCCGGUAGAACUGGGCCUGGAGUAUGCUAUCGUCUUUACACAAUCGGGCAAUUUCAAGAAGAGAUGCUGUUCACAGCUGUUCCUGAGAUCCAGCGGACAAAUUUGGCUAACGUUGUGCUUUUGUUAAAAUCACUCGGAGUUCAAGAUUUGAUGCGAUUUCAUUUUAUGGAUGCUCCUCCACAAGACAACAUCCUCAACUCCAUGUAUCAGCUGUGGAUUUUCGGUGCUUUGGAUAACACUGGUAGUCUGACCAACUUGGGACGCCAGAUGGUAGAAUUCCCACUCGACCCAGCCUUGUCGAAGUUGCUCAUCACAUCCUGCGAUAUGGACUGCUCUGAGGAAAUUCUCACCAUUGUGUCCAUGCUAUCUGUUCCCAGCGUAUUCUAUCGUCCCAAAGGACGUGAGGAAGAGUCCGACAACGCGCGCGAAAAGUUCCAAGUCCCCGAAUCGGAUCAUUUAACCUUGCUGAAUGUGUUCACUCAAUGGCGCAAAUCAAGUUAUUCGGCCGGGUUUUGUGCUCGACACUUUUUGCACCUGAAGGCGAUGCGAAAAGUGCGAGAAGUAAGGCAGCAAAUGAAAGAGAUUAUGGAGCAGCACAAUAUGAAUCUACGCUCGAUCAGAAGUGAUUGGGAUGUAGUCCGCGAAUGUCUUUGUGCCACAUUCUUUCACCAGGCCGCUCGAAUCAAGGGCUUGGGAGAGUAUGUGAAUUUGCGCACCGGAAUGCCGUGCCACUUGCAUCCCACCAGUGCCCUGUAUGGAAUGGGUUACACUCCGGACUAUGUGAUUUACCAUGAACUGGUCAUGACCACAAAGGAGUACAUGCAAUGUGUCACUUCUGUGGAUGGCACCUGGCUCGCCAAAAUGGGUCCGAUGUUUUACAGUGUCAAAGAUCCCAAUCUCACUCGCUUGGAACGCAAGAGGCAAGCCGAAGAACAACUGGCUGAAAUGGAACGCGAAAUGCGAUUGGCCGAAGAACAAAUAUCUCGUCGACGAGAGGAGCUUACUGCUUCGAUUAGCUCCAGUCGAUUUUUAUCGAUACUACCAGCGCCCAAUCGCUACCCCGGGCAUGCGGACUCCAGGGACCCCAGUUGUUUCAAAACGUCCGGCAGGACGAAUGGGCCUGUGACAACGCCAGAUAUCACUGACCUGUACUCAGUCCUUUGUACAAAAAUGUAUAUGCCUUAUCUCAAUAUAUUUCCAUUCUUAUGGUUUCGCUUGUUUCCCGUCCAACUCGUUGGUUCGCAACCAUAUCAGCUCCAGGAUCCUGAACCAAAUGAACAAGAUACAAAACAAGUGGAGGAAGCGCUUGGCAUAUUGAAAGAUGAUAAAGAAUUCGAGGAGUUCGAGAAAGAAGACUGGACCAAUGAGGAGGAAGAUACUUCUGAUUUGAAGGUUUGGGAUUACAAAUGGGACACAGACGGAGACACGAACGAUCAGUUCACGGAAUUUUUGCGGACGGAACUGAUGAAGCUGGAUUUUGAAGUCCCACAAAACUAA
Molecule: messenger RNA, 3994 nt
Organism: Opisthorchis viverrini
Lineage: Eukaryota; Metazoa; Platyhelminthes; Trematoda; Opisthorchiida; Opisthorchiidae
Exons: 19
Biological process (GO): mRNA export from nucleus; mRNA splicing, via spliceosome; proteasome assembly
Cellular component (GO): spliceosomal complex; proteasome regulatory particle, lid subcomplex; intracellular anatomical structure
Molecular function (GO): RNA binding; ATP hydrolysis activity
Source: RefSeq, a predicted model, not a curated record